AAUGAAUUAACGAUACUGAAGAGACGAUCAGUAGCUCCUUCAGAGAUCCAAGGUCACGUGGGAACAUCAUCAUCAUCAUGGACGUGAGCGCGUUGUUCAAGGCCAGCGUGAAGCUGGUGGACUCCCGCAACCGGGAGCUGGGCACGGCGACGUCGACGUCGUCGUCGAGGAGGACCGCCUCCUCGAGGAGCGCCUUCUGCACGAAGGCCCAGACGGUGGUCGCGCAAAUCUCGAAGCUGCGCGAGUUUCUGUUGGAGAAUCGCAAGGCCUACCUGAACUUCUCCAGCUACCUGUCAUCCUCGCAGCGGAUGACGGACGCGGAGCGCGACGAGAUCGACGUGGGCGGGCAGCGGAUCAUGAGCACCUGCUCGCAGCUGGUGAAGGACCUCAGGCGGGAGGUCGCCUCGUCCACGGACGACCUGACCCGGCAGAACGUCGAGCACCGCGAGAUCAUGCUGCUGCUGAUCGAGGAUUAUCUGAAAAACGUCUGUCACAUCUACUCGGAGCAGAAGGCGAUGCGGGUGAAGAGGACUCUGGAGAUGCAGAGGAUCUCCAGACUGCAGGCCGAGCCCAGGCCGGAUCGUCGUCGACUGGAGACCAGGAGAGCGCUGGACGAACGCGAGACCAAGAAUCACUCCAACGAGUCCAGUCCGAUGAGGAUACAAGAGAUCAACGAGGACGUCACGUCCUCCACGUUGACCUACGAGGAGGAACCCUCGGCCGAGGACGUGCAGAUGUUCGAGUCCGAGAACGAGCAGUUGUACAACGAAUUGAAUAACUUGACGGAGGAGGUCAAGCAGAUUGAGAGCAAGGUGGUGCACAUCGCUGAGCUUCAGGAGAUCUUUACGGAGAAGGUGCUGGAUCAGGAUAAGGACCUGGACAGACUGAUGACCACUGUGGUGGGAUCCACGGAGAAUGUGAAGGAGGCCAAUGAACAGAUUCGACAAGCGAUUCAACGCAACGCUGGUCUCAGAGUGUGGAUCCUCUUCUUUCUUCUGGUGAUGUCGUUCUCUCUGUUAUUCCUCGACUGGUAUAAUCCAUAAGAAAUGAGCAGAAAGGACCAUUGUUUAUAUAAAAAACACUUGAAAUAAUCUGUGCAAUGGAAAUAAUCUGAUUUACUGAUAAUUAUUAUUUUUAUUCGGUGGAUUAUAUUAAAUUUUAUGCAUUGUACCAAUUUGUUGUACAACGAGCUGAAUAACUUGACGGAGGAGAUCAAGCAGAUUGAGAGCAAGGUGGUGCAUAUCGCUGAGCUUCAGUAGAUCUUUACAGAGAAAGUACUGGAUCAGGAUAAGGACCUGGACAGGCUGAUGACCACUGUGGUGGGAUUCAUGGAGAAUGUGAAGGAAGCCAAUGAACAGAUUCGACAAGCGAUUCAACGCAACGCUGGUUUCAGAGUGUGGAUCCUCUUCUUUCUUCUGGUGACGUCGUUCUUUCUGUUAUUCCUCGACUGGUAUAAUCCAUAAGAAAUGAGCAGAAAGGAUUGCUUAUAUAAAGUACCAAUUUGCAGUACUUAUAUUUUUUAUAAGUGUAAAAAAGGACAAACAAGUGUAUUGUGUGGAAGGAAAAAAAAGAAAAUAGUCUCCCAAAAUAUGUGUUGCUAUAUUUUAUCUCAGACAUCAUUGUACAUAAGCUAUAGUUAACUUAUGGGUAAUAAAAUUUGUGUAGUAUAUAUAUUUAUAUAUAUUUACUUAUGUACAUGCGCGUAAUUUACUUAUCUUAUUUUAUCAUAUAUGCACGCACAGAGACAUACAUACACAUUCCGCAUUGCUUGGUCAGUCAACACUUUUUUUUUGCAUUUGUUGAUUAUGACAAUUGCUAGGAAACAUAUGGAAGAGUCGUUCCUGACAAUUGUCGGCGAUUAGUGUGUAUGUACGUCUCCCAAGGUACAUUAUUCGUAAAAAAUAAUUAAAUUGAUUAGAUUCGACGACAGACAAUUUAUCUCGUACAAAAUAGACGUCUAUAUUUGUAAAAAUAAAUCAAUAGAAAGGGGAAUAA
Molecule: messenger RNA, 1995 nt
Organism: Nylanderia fulva
Lineage: Eukaryota; Metazoa; Arthropoda; Insecta; Hymenoptera; Formicidae
Gene: Syx18
Product: syntaxin 18
Biological process (GO): retrograde vesicle-mediated transport, Golgi to endoplasmic reticulum
Cellular component (GO): SNARE complex; endoplasmic reticulum
Source: RefSeq, a predicted model, not a curated record